Gastrolobium bilobum is the source of this 1704-nucleotide messenger RNA. RefSeq lists its product as uncharacterized. The record is from RefSeq and is a predicted model, not a curated record. Lineage: Eukaryota; Viridiplantae; Streptophyta; Magnoliopsida; Fabales; Fabaceae. The coding region runs from base 1 to 1704 and encodes 567 amino acids. The transcript has 8 exons.
AUGAUAUUUUCCUUCACCUCAUUUGGAGGAAAAGUGGAUAGAUCAGUCAAUCAAGGGUCUGGGCCUUACUAUUUUAGAGUAGGUGGGCAGGUUUAUCAUCUAAUGGGUAGUCUUCUGCCAGCUGACUGUCAGACUCCAAAAUUUGCUCAACUUUAUAUAUACGAUACUGAGAAUGAAGUUGAUCAUAGACUGGGCUCUAUAAGUUCCACCAACAUAGAAGAUAUGCUCGAUCCCAAUAUAAUUCAAUCCUUGAAGGAUAUGUUAGAAGAACACAACAGUAUUGCUCAAUCUUUCCGGUAUGCUAUAGACCGAUAUACUGAAGAUAGCUUGAAUGGUGUGAAGUUGAGGCUUAUUCGAAGGCGUAGUAGUGAUGGAAGAGUUUAUAAUCUUCCAUCCGCAUAUGAAGUUGCUGCUUUGAUUGUUGGAGAUAUAGACGGCUCAAUGGGUGAUAGGGACAUCAUUGUUGAAACCCGAAAUAGAGUUUUGCAGCGCUUAGAUGUGCAACAUCCGUUAUACCUUGGUAUACAAUAUCCUUUGUUAUUUCCUUACGAUGAAGAUGGCUACCGUGAUGAUGUCCAGCGCAAUAUUGUUUCCAGUGGAAGAACAAAACCUAGAGCCACUAUCAGCAUGAGAGAAUUCUUUUCAUUUAGACUUCAAACAAGAUCGGGAGACUCUCAAAUUGUCCACCACUCAAGAAGACUUUUUCAACAAUUCUUGGUAGAUGCUUACACUAUGAUUGAGCAUGAACGACUAAGCUUCAUUCGACAUAACCAAGAUCAUCUCAGAGCUGAGUUGUACCAAAAUGUUAUUCAUGCAUUUAAUAGAGGUGAAGAAGCCGCAGCCAAAACUGGAAAGUGUAUCAUAAUACCUUCUUCUUUCACAGGCGGACCUAGAUAUAUGUGGCCGGAAAUUUCGCAGUUCCUAAAUGCUAGAAAACUAAAACCUGAAGAUCGUCCAGAUAUACUUUGCAGAGUGUUCAAAUUCAAAUUGGAUCAAUUGCUUAAUGAUUUAAGAAAGGAACAUUUUCUUAUGUUUAUACCAUCGAGUUUCAAAAGCGUGAUCCUACUGUUCUUGCACCCUUCUGACAAGCCAAAUAGUGGAAUUGAUAUUGAUAGAUUGAUUUCAGCAGAGAUUCCUAAUAAAGAUACCCAUUCAUCCCUAUUCCCUCAUUACAAGAGAAACAAUGAUGGUACAGUUGUCAACAAAAAUGGCGUUGAACUUGAUAAUCGUUAUGUUGUGUCGUAUAAUGCAAAGCUUCUUCUAAAGUAUCAAGCUCAUAUUAAUGUUGACUAUACCUGUCAAAGCAAGGCCAUUAAAUAUCUUUUUAAAUAUAUUCAUAAAGGAAAUGAUCGAGUGACAGCUGCGAUCCAUCAUUCAAAUUCAUUUAGCGAGAGCACUUGCAGGAAUAAUGAGAUUAAAAUGUUUUACGAUUGCAGGUAUGUCUCUGCAUGUGAAGCAGCUUGGAGAAUUUUUGGAUUUGAUGUUCAUUGUAGAUACUCCCUGUUCAUAGAUUGCCAUUUCACCUACCCAAUCAAAAGAGCAUUGUUUUUAGUGACAGAUGCAUGCUAUUCUUUAGGACUUUUGGACGACGACAAUGAGUACAUUGAUGCAAUUACAGAGGCAAAUGCGGUUCUUACGGAAGAGUCUAUAAAAAAUACAACACUUGCUGAAAUUGAUAAGGUACUGCAAAGUAAUGGGAGAUGA